AAGUUAGAGUACCAUAUUAAUUAUUUUUCAAAAGAUUGGGGGGGUGGCUGCCCCCCCUUGUCCUUCAUUGGCUCCUUCUCUGCUCCCAUCGAUCUCCUCUGUUUGUCUGUGUAUUUCGGACCCACGAACAAGACAACUUCUUUGAACAAGUCGCAAGGUGGGGUGCUUGUUUGAGCUCAACUAUCUACAUAUUCCUAAUUAUGAAAUGGAUACACCAUCAUUUUCAAAUGAUAGAGUCAUCCAAACUUUACUUUCCCGCGCCCUGCGCCUCACGCCCUGCUCCUCACGCCCCGAACCCAGGUCCCCUGCACCAGCCUGCGCCCUUGCUCCCUGCUCUGCGCCCGACGUGCCUCCUGCGCCCAGAUCCCGCGCAAUCAUCACUCCUGCACCUGCUGCUGCGCUGAGCUCAGAUCCUCUGCCAUGCACGCUGCGUCACACCCCUGGCCUCUGCGCGCCUGAGCCUGCACUCUUCCCUCUGCGCGCCUGAUCCUGCAAUCACGCCCCUGUGGCUUGCACGCCAGCCACUGCUGCUGCACGGUGCCUGCUCUCCUGCACAAGAAACAAACAAAAAAAAAAGGGCUUUCGGUCCUUUGCUUUUUAGCCUGCAGAAAUCAGCAGCUGUACUUGGAGGAUCAAGGAAAAAAGAAAAAGAAGGAAGAUCAAAGGGCUCCGGAGUUUGAAAAUUUAUUUAUGUGCUUGUUUGUCUCUGGGGUAUAUAUAGAUAUAUAGAGCAAAAGAUCAGAGGGGAGGAGGGUGGUAGAGAGAGAGAGAAAUUCAAAAAAAAAAAAUGGAGAUCUGGUUUUGAGAGGGAGAAGAGAAACUGAAAAAUUGAAAGGAAAAGAUCUGGGUUUCUGGGGGGUUCUUUGGUUUUGACUUUUGGUGUUGACGGCAAAGAAAAGAGAGGGAUUUCGGCUAGAAGGAAGCAGCAGCUUGAGAGGAGAUCGUUAAGCUCUUAAAGGAGUGACUGUUUUUGGAAGCUGCGUUUCUGGAUUUAUCUUUGCUUUAGGUAUUUUUCUUCAACAGAGGAGUUCUUUCGGGGAGGCAGUGAGGGGAAUGAUCUGGGCUUGAUCCCGUGGGUGGGAUCCCCCAGAUCGGACUCCGAUCUGUUACCCAGGAAAGCUCCGCCGUGUUCGUUUCUUUUAUCCUCCUGUUUCUGUUAUCUGCUUUCAUGAUGUUAAGUUUGUAUAUGUUUAUCUGAACAUGAAUGAGAAUCUAGGU
Messenger RNA from Rubroshorea leprosula, 1218 nucleotides. Lineage: Eukaryota; Viridiplantae; Streptophyta; Magnoliopsida; Malvales; Dipterocarpaceae. The record is from the annotation of a GenBank genome assembly.